AUGCUUCGUUGUAGCAAUGUGUGCCUCCGAUACUUGGGUGCCGGCACUCGAAUCCACUCCGCGGGCUCACAAGCAUUGUUGAAAGCCAGUGCCCUGCCUCGCUCUCGAUUCGAUUCAUUCCAGCGAAAUGCGUCUUCCGCCACGCAACCUUACCCGUUCGAUACCGAAAAUGAUUACUCCGAGCAAUGGGACAGGAACAGGGAAAGGCGACCCCGCGUCAGACAAGUUGGCACAGGCUUGGAGGACUCAUAUCGAAACGUACGACUCUCAGAAACCCUGAGCUACUCGCGCAAGCAGAAAAAGAGGGCCAGACGAGAGAUUCGUGGCGAUAAUAAAGAGGUGGAUUUGCUCAUGGAACUUUCCAAAGGUAGGAGUCUGCCCGAAGGAGUCAAUCCGACCGUUGUGAACAAGGAGUUGCAGUGGUUGAAGGAUCCCAAGGAGCUGUCAAAUCGUGUGGCAAGGCUGCUUGAUGCGGGCCAGGUUCCGUUGGCUGUUGCUAUGAUACGAAAGUCGGAAUCGUUGAGAAUAGAUUCCUCAGCUGCUUGGAAUAGGUUGUUGGGGCACUGCUUUAAACGAGGGGCGCCUUUGGCGGCGUUCAAGUUUUACAAUGAUAUGAAGAAAAGGGCCCGCGCACCCACUGACCGUACUUACACUGUCAUGCUGAGGGGAUUAUGUUUACGGUCCAGACAAUCUGUGAAGCACGUCGAACUUGCCAAAAGAGUCUACCAACAAUUGCUUUCUCCGAGUUCAGGUGUACAGCCUUCCCACUAUCAUCACCACGCAAUGCUUGAAGUUUGCGGGACAUAUCACGAUAUGGACGCCCUGUGGGAUGUCAUCGGAAAACUGCCUGAGAACGGGCGCAGCAAACCGAACGCCCAGACAUUCACCGUGAUUCUCAUGGCCUUGCGCAACUCUUUCGACAACGACAUAGAAUCCAUCCCCGAGGAUAAAAUGGAAUUGAGGAAGAAGAAACGCGAAAGUUUCAUCCGCGAUUCUAAGCGGAUAUGGUUGGAGAUUAUAACGCAGUGGCAGAAGGGCCAGCUGGAAAUUGACAACGAGCUUGUUGGCGCCAUGGCUACUGUUCUCUCGGAUCCCAUGGACGAGCUCAAUUCGUACAAUGUUCUCGCUCUGUUCAACCAAACAAUGGGCAUCCCGAUUCUUCUCUCACAGCCCAAGGAUCUCUCGAUGAAGGGCUCCGCGCAAGGAAAGUGGGAAGCUGCUGUGCGUGCCAGCAAAGACCGACCUAAUUAUACCAAUUGGCAGUCUCUAAACUCGGAAUCAGACGCUGCUGAUGAAGAAGAGCUGGAAGAUAUUCCAUUCGAAGAAGAAGGAAAUCAUGGCCUAGAGGACGAAAACGCAUGGGAACACAAUCUAGAAGGUGUCUUUGACCCAGUGGACAAAGUCAAUACUGCAGACGGGCCGUCUUUCCUUGUGCCAAAUAAUAUGGUACUCAACCAUAUUCUCACUGUAUGCCGGAUUUUGUCAAAAGGCACGGCUGCAGGAAGGGGUUAUUGGAACCUAUUCACCUUGGAUGAGAAGGGCUACAACGUGAAACCAGACGAGGGCAACUUUCACGAGUAUCUGCGACUUUUGCGAAUUUCUCGAUCUAGUCACACCGCAGUCGACGUGAUAAAGCAGCAAAUGGUCCCCGCGGGCUUGGUUGAAGGAAAGACGUUCCAUAUUGCGAUGAGCUGUUGUCUCCGCGACCGAACCAACCCCAACGUGCUCGUCAACGCGCAAGCUCUUCUAAGUCUUAUGAAAGACACUCUCCCUCUCCCCGACCCCAGACCACUGAAAAGCUUCAUCGAUCUCUCCGACGCACUCACCGAAAACCCUCAAUGGCUCCUUGGUCUCCGGGGACUAGAAGACAUUGACCAAAACUCGACAAAUCUCACCAUGAUGGGUCGAAACAUGAGAUGGGCGCUCCAUAAAACCGUCAUCGCCAGUCUUGAACCGCAUAUAAACCGACUGUACGAGUCAAUGAAGCAGCAAGCAGAUCUUCCGCCGCCAUCGUUCUCCGCGCCAUCACCGUCCGCAGACGCCGUGAAUGGCUUCCUUGCGGUUGAAUUCAUGAUCAAAGCCCGCGAGAUGUUGGACAAAUGUUUAGGGUCACAGUUUGAGGAUAUCAUCACGAAAUCUGACCGGGACUGGGUUGCGCCGCUGGCUAUCAAAUUGAGAAUGUUCUCAAAGUCCGAGGUCGCCAACAAGCUUCGGAAAGCGCAUAUUCGUCCUUUGACUCAUCAUUAUUUGUCUGAAAAGGCUGCUGAAACUGAGGACGCUCAAUCAUGCUGA
Talaromyces atroroseus is the source of this 2292-nucleotide messenger RNA. RefSeq lists its product as hypothetical. The coding region runs from base 1 to 2292 and encodes 763 amino acids. Gene Ontology annotation, molecular function: protein binding. The transcript has 2 exons. Lineage: Eukaryota; Fungi; Ascomycota; Eurotiomycetes; Eurotiales; Trichocomaceae. The record is from RefSeq and is a predicted model, not a curated record.